AACUAAUCUGGUCCUCAGACCCGCUAUUAAAGCAAAUGCUAUCACAGUUUUCAACACCAACACAUUCCAAUCAACUAUCAUACUCACAGCCAUCAGUUAAAUCACAAAUUAUGUUUACACCAAAAAAAUCAAGCUCUUUAAAUAAUAUUUUUUCAACAUUAGAAGCUGAACAGCAACAACAACAACAAGAUGAAUAUGAAAACAAUAAUGAAGAGAUUUUUAUGUUGCUUUGUAAAGAUGUACCACAAUUAUUAUCUAAACAGCAGUUCAUUGGUAGCACAUUACAAAUUAACAAAUUAACAGCAUGUGAUCAAUUUACAAAAACUUUUGAAUCCUCAAAAACUCAAUUAGAAACAGCUUUUAAAAUUGAUAUUGAAGGUCCAAUUUUACCAGAUACCUCCAUCGAUCUUUUAAAGUUAUUUUCGUAUCGUUAUAAUGAAUUUCAGUGUAAUCAAAUGUCACAUCCAGUUACCUAUGGUUUUAAUUUUAAUAAUUUUAAAGAUAACACUAAUGACAGCAAUAGCAACAACAACAAUAGCAUUAUAGAGAAAUCUUCAAAAAUUUUAGAUAGAAAUAUUAUAUCAAAGAUUAAUUUUAAUAACAACAUUUAUAAAAUAACUCCAAAAGGAUAAUUUAAUUAAAAUAAUAACUCAUCAGUAAAAUAUAUUUAUAUGAUGAUAUUAAAUAACA
Messenger RNA from Dictyostelium purpureum, 690 nucleotides. RefSeq lists its product as uncharacterized. The transcript has a single exon. Gene Ontology annotation, cellular component: nucleus. NCBI's taxonomy places the organism in Eukaryota, Evosea, Eumycetozoa, Dictyosteliales, Dictyosteliaceae. Bases 36 to 632 code for a protein of 198 amino acids. The record is from RefSeq and is a predicted model, not a curated record. Gene Ontology annotation, biological process: nuclear DNA replication.